Helianthus annuus (common sunflower) is the source of this 2713-nucleotide messenger RNA. Its product is annotated as receptor-like protein kinase 5. The record is from RefSeq and is a predicted model, not a curated record. Gene Ontology annotation, molecular function: protein binding; ATP binding; protein kinase activity. Lineage: Eukaryota; Viridiplantae; Streptophyta; Magnoliopsida; Asterales; Asteraceae. Gene Ontology annotation, biological process: protein phosphorylation. The transcript is spliced from 3 exons. Gene Ontology annotation, cellular component: plasma membrane. Bases 1 to 2565 code for a protein of 854 amino acids.
AUGACCAUAAUACCCCUACUCUCCCUUCUCCUUCUCCUCUUCCUCCUACCAUUUUAUGUAAUUUCACAACCCAUCACCACCCAAAAUGACCAAACCACCCUUCUCAACCUUAAACACUUCUGGUCCAAUCCACCCUCCCUCAGCCACUGGAACCAGUCCUCUGACCCCUGCGGCUGGCCGGAGAUCAUAUGUGACGCCACUACCAUCACCGGAAUCGACUUACCAGAUAAAAACAUUGAAGGAACGGUUCCUCCGUUCAUCUGUGACCUCAAAAACUUAACAUAUCUUGAUCUGAAUUACAACUAUUUCACUGGAGACUUUCCGACGGCUCUCUACAACUGCAAAAAUCUGCAGUACCUUAAUCUCUCACUAAACUUCUUCGUGGGACGGAUCCCGGAUGACAUAUCGCGGUUAUCCCAAGAGCUCCGGUACCUCGACCUGUAUAACAAUAACUUCACUGGUGAUAUUCCGGUCAGCAUUUCAAGAUUAUCAAAGCUUUCAUCACUUCAACUACACAUGAAUCUUUUCAACGGUAGUUUUCCGGAGGAAAUCGGUUAUUUAAACGAUCUUGAAGAAUUAAACUUGGCUUAUAAUGGCUUUAAGCCAUCAAGACUCCCCCCUGCUUUUACUCGGUUGAAAAAGCUUAGAAAGUUGUACAUGGCGGAAGCGAACUUGAUCGGUGAGAUACCCGGAAACUUAUCCAGCAUGGUUGCGCUCGAGCUGCUGGAUUUGUCGAUCAAUCAGAUCAAUGGAUCAAUACCAAGUGAUCUGUUCAUGUUAAAGAAUCUAACAGAAGUGUAUCUUUAUAAGACUAAUCUAACAGGGGAGAUUCCAGAUUCAAUCGAAGCAGUGAACAUGACGAGGAUUGAUCUCUCAGAAAAUAAGUUGACGGGUAAAAUCCCCGAUGGGUUUGAGAAGCAGACGAGUUUAACAAACUUGGCUGUCUUCGACAACAAAUUUUCAGGCGCAAUCCCUGAUGGGUUGUGGAAGGUUUCGACGUUAGCAAUUAUGAUUAUGAGCGGUAAUUCAUUUUCUGGUGAGCUACCGCACGAGAUGGGGCCAAAACUAUGGAUACUUGAUAUCAGUAACAACAAUUUUUCCGGUGAGUUACCACACGAGUUGGGGCUAAAACUAUGGAUGCUUGAUAUCAGUAACAACAAAUUUUCCGGUCAGAUUCCAACCGCCAUAUCAUCUUGGACAAGUCUGAGGGUUUUCAAAGCAAGUUAUAAUCUCCUCGAUGGUGCAAUUCCAGAAGAUUUAACAGCACUACAAAAUUUACAAACGUUGUUGCUAGAUGGGAAGAACCAACUCACCGGAAGGAUUCCGGCUGGUCUAUUCUUAUAUGAUCUCAUGGUAUUGGACUUGUCAAGAAACAAACUUUCCGGUGAAAUACCAAGUCAACUUGGCAAACAGUUCGUUUUUCUUGAUCUUUCAGCCAACCCUGGUCUUUGUUCAGAUAAGCCAUCACUAGGGUUUAAUUCUUGCAGAUCUAGCAAGAAUUUAGCUAAGUAUGUGGCGAUGAUUGCAAGUAUAGAAGUGAUAUUGUUGAUCCUGUCGGUACUAAUGACCAGAUAUGUCAUUGUUUAUUACCGGAGAAAAAAGCAUGGUUUAGAUACAAAAUGGAACUUCACUGCUUUCCAGAAUUUGAACUUCACAGAAUCCACAGUCUUGCCUCAUUUGACAGAAAACAACGUGAUUGGGUACGGUGGUUCCGGGAUGGUAUACCGGGUUCCUGUAAACAGAUCAGGGGACUUUGUGGCGGUAAAGAAGAUAUCAAGCAAAAAGGACUUAGAUCAAAGGCUUGAGAAAGAGUUCUUAGCAGAAGUCGAGAUACUAAGCAUGGUUCGCCACUCAAACAUAGUUAAAUUGAUGGGUUGCAUUUCAUGUGACAUCUCAAAGCUCCUUGUGUAUGAGUAUAUGGAAAAUCGAAGUUUGGACCGUUGGCUGCACCGAAAGCAGGCUCCAUCGAGCCGUGGGCUCAAUGGUUCUGUGCGCCAUGUGGUGCUUGAUUGGCCUACAAGGUUGCGGAUAUCAUUGGGGGCAGCUAGAGGUUUGUGUUAUAUGCACCACGAUUGUGUACCGGGAGUAGUUCACAGGGAUGUGAAAUCUAGCAAUGUGCUCUUAGAUAGUGAAUUCAAUGCCAAGAUAGCCGAUUUUGGGUUGGCCAGGAUCUUAGCCAAAGAAAAUGAGCUCAACUCAAUGUCAACCGUAGCUGGUUCAUUCGGAUACAUGGCUCCUGAAUAUGCCCACAAAACCAGAGUGAACGAGAAAGUAGAUAUUUACAGCUUUGGAGUGAUCUUGUUAGAAUUAGCAACGGGGAAAGAGGCCACCAAUGGGGAUGGGAAUUCAUCACUUGCGCAAUGGGCUUGGCAACAAACUGUAGGUGGCGCACCGAUAGAAGAUGCAUUAGACAAUGAGGUUAAGGAGCCCAUGUACUUGAAUGAGAUGACUAGUGUAUUUGAACUCGGGCUAUGGUGUACGAGUCAAUUGCCAACCAAUAGACCCUCCAUGAAGGAGGUAUGCCGGAUGCUGCUUGUUGUAGCACAGCCUCAGGCACGAUGGUGAUGUAGUUGACCAUUUUCCGCUGCUUAAGCAUGUGAUAUACCCACACCUUGUGCUUUCUAAUCCAACAAUGUGUGCAAAAAGUCGUAUAAAGGGAAGUAACUCGGUGUCAUAUUCGGAAAUCUAUGAUGAUAACAAAUUAAAUUGUAAU